This is a messenger RNA of Paramecium sonneborni, 811 nucleotides long. Lineage: Eukaryota; Ciliophora; Oligohymenophorea; Peniculida; Parameciidae. The record is from the annotation of a GenBank genome assembly.
AUGUCAUCAAAUUAUGAUGCUCUAGAGCUUUCUAACGACAAUAAUGGAUUAUGUUAUGUAUCCUCAUAAGAAGGCCCCACCGAUCUUAAUGAUAAUGAAGGUAAUUCUUUUAAUUUAUUUUUUCAUUAGAAAAAAGACCUAGUUUUGAAGCUAAUGAUCUUUUAUUUAAAAGUUAGUAAAUUAGAAAAUACGAUGAUGGUAUUUAUACAUAAUUAUAAUUGAGAUUUGUAAUAACAAUUUAAUGAAGUCAGAGAUUUUGAAUAAAUUGAUCAAAUUCAUGAGGAGAAUAAUAACUUUUAAGAUAUAUCUGGAGAAGUAUUUGAAAAUAAUCAAUUUUCUUUUUAAGCUGGACCUGAUCUAUUUUAAUCUGAAGAAUCCUAUCUUUUAGAACUUACAAAUAAAGAACAAUUAAAAAAUGUAAUUGAUUAUUAAAAUAUUUUCCUAGUCUAAAAUAGAAGUAAAAAUGCCCGGAGAAACAAAGAACCUUCCUAAAUGUUUUGCUCGAUAACUCUAACAAUUUAUAGAAAAUUCAAUUAAGUAUUCUGAUGAUCCUGAACUUAAAAAAGCAUUAGACUAUUCUUAGGUUAAGUAAUUCCUUAAAUUAAACCCUGAAAGAAUGGGAAAAGUCAAACUUUUAGAAUUUAUUGGAACUAACAUGGGAUAAAUGUUUUGUUAAGAAUUUUUUGGAAAUUGUUAAUGGAAUUAUAGAUUAACAAAAGAGAGUAAGACUAAUAUUGAACUUUGUUUUAGACAUAAUCUUUCUUAUUAUCUUGAAGUAAUCAAGAAAAAAAGAAAACUAGAUUAAAAUUGA